AUGCCGUCGUCGCGCUCCAGCAGAACACACAGCUUCAGCAGCGAGCGCUCUCCUUCCCUGUGCAGCUCCGUCACCUUCCAGAUGCCCACCACCGUCAGACCUCCGCCCGCCUACAUUGCUGCAUCCGUAGCUUCGCAAACCGUUACCGACCACCAGAAUGCCCAGUUACGCGACGAAGAUGCAGACAACGACGAGCUGCAAAACGCCAUCUUCUCCGAGCAGGCAUUGGCCCUCCUCAAUGGCUUUCUCGACCAUCUUCUCUUCGCCUUUCUCUCUUCUGCCAAAGCACCGUCUCUGACAGCCAUCCGACCAGCUAUACUCGAUGUCCUCAAGCCGCGCCUUGCCCGCGAGGCCAUGGAAUACGCCGACGAGGAGCUACAGGGCUUGCUGGCUGCCGAGGAUGAUGAUGAGUCGCCUACACAAAACGGCAAGGCCAAUGGCGCAUGGGAUGUAGAAAAAGUGUGGAAGCGCACUCGCCUGCGCAUCAUGGUCUACACACGCUUGGGUGAAUUGGAGGAUGAAGACGAGGAAAGGUAUGUCCAGCAAGAGCGCGGGCUCAGCAUGGACGAGGACGAGGAUGAUGAAGCUGGCCUGGUGUCAUGGGCAGCUGCCAUCUUCCUGACCUCGGUCAUGGAGUUCAUCGCUGAACAGCUGCUCCUUGUCUCUGGAUCCGCAGCUUUUGCGCGCAUGGAGUCGCGGAUACAGAAGCUGUCCCAGCAAAUGGAGCAACACGAAGAACAGCCUAUAAUCGAACGCCUGACCAUAGAGGAGCCUGAUGUAGAGAAGAUUGCACUCAAUUCUGCUUUGGGAAGGCUUUGGAGGACGUGGAAGAAACGUGUGCGAUCUCCUAUUAUGCCCCUUACUCCCAUACGACGAAUGCGCUCCACCUCAAGUUACACGAGCUUGCCCAUGCGAAAGCCAAGCCGUGACACAAUCAACACGGUGCAUAGCGGUCACGAGCACCUGCCCGAGCACCAACCUACUGAGACGGAAAUUGCAGCCAACAUACCUCUUCCAAUUGGCAGCAAUGACAUCAAUGAAAUUGAAGUGCCUGGAUUGGCACCCACAUAUGAGGACGAGGACGAAAAUACAGACAAUGCACCAUACUCACAAGGACGGCGACCUUCGAGUGCUAUGAUUUCCUCUUCAGUCAUUCCAACCAAGAAGAGUAGGAAAGCGCGUCCUGUUUCUCUGCCCCUUUCGCAGUUACCAGCAUUCGUUGUUCCCACAGGGCCUGUUGAUGAAGAUGAGCAAUCCAUUCAUACUUCAAUUGAAAGCGAGCCAGCCGAUGAUGGAAUUCACGACGACUCGUCUAAGCACCAACACUCGGUGCCAUCUCCAAGAGACGAAUCGCACGAGGAUGACGCCUCGAUGGUGGCAUUUACAGCAGCUACUGGCCUGGGCUUCAGAAUGAGUACUCCCGAACCCGCUGACGUCCAGGGCAAGAACCCAGACGGCCUUGACGUGAUCAACGAUAUUAGCCCCAAGAGCGUGGGAAAGGUCAUGAGCUCCAAGAGAAUGUCCAUAGAACGGCCAGGGCCUCCGGGUUUGGUGCGCACUUUUUCAGCUCGUAGUUCUACCCGCACUUCGAGUAUCAAGUCUCCUCUACACACGCCUGCAUUGACGCCAAAAGCAACCACUCAUGCAGAAGGAAAAUCAUACCUAGACGACGAUUUAUCCGAAGAGGAGCCCGAAAAGCCCCAGGCAAUCGGUAUUGCCCGCACCGCCGAUAAUGCUAUCCGAUCAACAUCUACUACUCCAGACGAGAUGGCUCGUGAACCCAGCAGACCACCUGCUAGGGGAGCUUAUGUAGAAGUCCAGCCUCGCACUUCUACUCCGACUUCGCUGCAGAGUCACAACAAUUCUUCGCCGGAUGACAAGUAUGCGGGAGGAGAGCGUCUAAUUAUUCGAAAAGACAUUGGAAGAAAGUCACACAGCAAUGGAGAUGUCACAUCCAGCCCCAUUCAACACGAGAGUCCCACCAGUGCCCCACGGAGACAGGAUGGCCUUCGUUCCCCAUCCCUCGCCUCGUCGUUGCCUGCUUUGCAUGAGGUGGAGAGUAAUCCAACGCAGCCCGUGGAGAAGGCCGGCUCUCUAGGUAUGCGCAAAUCCAGCUCUCCCACUUACGAAGAAUCAAAACGCGACUCCACCUCAACAAAUCAUGACCCUCCCAUGCAAGUACCAGAUCGAAGACUGCAACGCAUAUCGACCGGAGAAUCUGUCCGCUCCCAGAGUGCACCUUCUGAAAAGUCCCCCUCAGAUAAUAUGUCAUUGAAGCGAGGCACUUCGACAUCUUCUUCUCUGAAGAAGCAGGUUGUCUACCCUGUGACUUCUAGCGGACGGGAUUCCGUUUCUAGCUACCGUUCGCGAGGCUUGAGUGGACGCAUGUCAGAAGAAGAUCGGACGCGUGAGUUUGACUCUUUGAUUAAAGGACAGGAGACGGUCAAGUUCACAUUGACGCCACAAAACAUGCGAGACCUUGAUUCUUACGGCACUGCAAACUUGCCCAACACGACUGCACCUAGGGCAAAGUCGUCCAAUGGGACCCACCACAGGCCAUCGCCUAGCCGCAGCGUAGUUACCAGACCGCUUGCAAGAGACCCAAAGAUCGAGUCAGAAUCAAUGCGCGACUUUGCCGACUUCAUCCGGUCAACUGGCCCUUCGCCUGGCCAGGAGAAGCCUGUGCAACCUUUUGUUAGCAUGAACGGACAGAAUCCAAGUUCGAAGCCUAGCAACAUCUCAUCGUCUUCACUCGGCCGGAAGCUAUCUACCAGACGAUCAUCUUCUGUAAACGGGACUUCUGCAAGAGCACGUGCCAACAUGGAGCCACGCAGUCCGGCAGGCCUGAGCACGGGCAAUGGCGACUUGAUUGACUUUAUCAGGCAAGGACCCCCGGAUGCGAACAAUGGGCAACCUAGAAUCCCUCGGAGUGUUGCCCCCUUCCGCAGCACCGUGGAUUCUGAUCAGUUUGACAGCAUGCUGGAAGGUCACGGCAAUGUUGAAUCAGCGUACGGCUCUGCAGCAUCAACGUUAGAAUCGAAGAACAGUGCCCAGACCAUCAAUUCUCGAACUGGUCUCAUCGCAUCCCCUGGUGUUGUGCAGCCGGCCUAUUCCAAUACGCCAAAGCAGCUGAGCGGAAGCAUGUCAGCCUCCAAUGAUGAGCCUCAAGUCACGCGAACGAGGCGGCGCAUCAAGGACCCAUAUGCGAUUGACUUUUCUGAUGAGGAGGAUGAUGAGGAUGAAGACGAAGAUCAGCUCACUGCACUUCCGCCUAGCGGAACGCAAACACCCAGACAGGCUCCGGCACAGCCACCGCGACAAGCUGCACCAAGACAGGAGAGUCUGAUGGAUUUCCUCAAUGCCAUGGAACCCCCAUCGGUCAGCAAACCUCAGCCUUUUAUGUUGAGUGAGGAGACCAUUGCUGCUGCACGCGCGCGUGCAAAUUCGUCGAAAUCGCAGCCAUACAAUGGCAAUGGUGGCGCGCAUCCUGGCUCUUUGACCUCAACAUCAAUCACUUCCGAUGCCGCACGUUCAUACAAACCUCGCCUCCAAGCAAGGGCACCCGCAUCUGGUGACGCCCGAGGUGGAGGUGCACGCACAGGCACGAGCGACCUAGCCGAUUUCCUCAUGAACUCUGGGCCGCCAGAGCCGCCAGUCACUCGUGCUGCGCCAGUCAAGGAAGAGAAGAAGAGCAGGAAGUUCUGGCGCAGCAAAAAGACAUAUGCCAACACCACGCACUCGCCCGCCGCACCUCGCGAGACACCGUUGGCGGUUCUUUUCCCUACUUCAACACAGCAAACAUCGAUUAUCCUCAAAUCGUGCAACGACCGGCUGAUUGCCGUCACGUCGUUUUCCGGCGGAACGAGUUUCGGCGGCGCACUCACGGCGAGCCGUAAUGGCGUAUGCGUUAGUUUUGAGCGCAUGAAAGAGAUUAUCGCAGUGCAUGAAGAUGAUAUGGAUGUUGUUGUGCAGCCGGGAUUGGGAUGGAUGGAGCUAAAUGAAAAGUUGGAAAGUAAGGGCUUGUUUUUUCCAGUCGAUCCUGCGCCUGGGGCGAAGAUUGGGGGGAUGAUAGCAAUGUCUUGCUCAGGCACAAACGCCUAUCGCUACGGCACCAUGAAAGAAAAUGUCAUUUCUCUGACUUGCGUGCUGGCAGAUGGCCGCAUAAUAAAAACUCAUAAUCGGCCUCGCAAAUCCUCUGCAGGAUACGACAUCACUCACCUUCUCAUUGGCUCCGAAGGCACUCUCGGACUCGUCACAGAAGCCGUGCUGCGCCUUUCCCUACUCCCCAAGAACCUGCACGUGGGUCUCGCCACGUUCCCUUCUUUCCAGUCCGGCGUGGAUUUCGUUGUCGAACUCCAGAAAACAGGGCACGUGCUGGAAGCCUUGGAGCUAGCAGACGGCCCGCAAAUGCAGUGCGUCAAUGUCUCGCGUCUAUCUAGCAUGGAGUGGGCUGAGAUUCCAACUCUGUUCUUCAAAAUCGCGGGACCGUCGAUCGAGCGUGUGUGGGAGCAACAGCGUAUCGUGGACGCGUUGUGUCGCAAGCAUUCCGCGGGUAGGUUCUACGUCGCAUCUCAAGAAAAAGAUGGUGAGAGCACAAGCGCUAUUUGGGCAGCGCGGAAAUGCAUGGGACAAGCACUUGUUUGUAUGAAGAAGAGUCCCUCGGACGUGUUUCUGCAUUCAGACUGCGCGGUUCCUAUAUCCAAACUUUCAGAUCUCGUUCAGGGCACGCAGUCACUCAUUUCCAAGGCUGCUGCUGCGACGGGGAACCAAGGAGGUUGGUUCUGCGCUAAUGUUGGACAUGUUGGGGAUGGCAAUGUGCAUUCUGCGAUUAUCUGUCCGGCAGCUGAUCGCCGGGCUGCAGAGGCGGUGUUGAGGGAUGUGGCGAGGUUGGCGCUGAGUCUUGAAGGUACAAUCACGGGAGAGCAUGGUGUUGGAUUGGAGUUGAGGGAUGCAUUAGAGGAAGAGGUUGGGAAGAGUGGGGUUGAGAGUAUGAGGGCGAUUAAGGUGGCGUGGGAUCAGAAGGGGAUAUUGAAUCCGGACAAGGUUUUUAGGCUCGAGGGCGGGAGGAUGGAGAAACUUUGA
Molecule: messenger RNA, 5082 nt
Organism: Bipolaris victoriae FI3
Lineage: Eukaryota; Fungi; Ascomycota; Dothideomycetes; Pleosporales; Pleosporaceae
Exons: 4
Coding region: 1-5082 (1693 amino acids)
Biological process (GO): lactate catabolic process
Cellular component (GO): mitochondrion
Molecular function (GO): D-lactate dehydrogenase (NAD+) activity; D-lactate dehydrogenase (cytochrome) activity; FAD binding
Source: RefSeq, a predicted model, not a curated record